Molecule: messenger RNA, 870 nt
Organism: Protobothrops mucrosquamatus (brown spotted pit viper)
Lineage: Eukaryota; Metazoa; Chordata; Lepidosauria; Squamata; Viperidae
Product: eukaryotic initiation factor 4A-I
Exons: 8
Coding region: 7-870 (287 amino acids)
Biological process (GO): cytoplasmic translational initiation
Cellular component (GO): cytoplasmic stress granule
Molecular function (GO): translation initiation factor activity; ATP binding; RNA helicase activity
Source: RefSeq, a predicted model, not a curated record
CACAGAAUGUCUGCGAGUCAAGAGAGCCGCUCCCGAGACAAUGGCCCGGACGGUAUGGACCCCGACGGCGUCAUCGAGAGCAACUGGAACGAGAUUGUCGACAGCUUUGACGAUAUGAACCUGUCGGAGUCCCUCCUGCGAGGAAUCUACGCUUACGGUUUUGAGAAACCCUCUGCUAUCCAACAGCGAGCCAUUCUCCCUUGUAUCAAGGGGUAUGACGUCAUCGCCCAGGCCCAGUCUGGCACUGGGAAGACCGCCACCUUUGCCAUCUCCAUCUUGCAGCAGGUUGAGUUGGACCUGAAAGCCACCCAGGCCUUGGUGCUGGCCCCGACUAGGGAGCUGGCUCAGCAGAUCCAGAAGGUGGUCAUGGCUCUGGGGGACUACAUGGGGGCCUCCUGCCACGCCUGCAUAGGGGGGACGAACGUCCGGGCUGAGGUUCAGAAGCUGCAGAUGGAAGCGCCCCACAUCAUCGUGGGGACCCCCGGGCGGGUGUUUGACAUGCUGAACAGAAGAUACUUGUGUGAGUACAUUCCUGGGGCUCCCUCCGAAUGGAAGCUGGACACCCUCUGCGACCUCUACGAGACCCUGACCAUCACCCAGGCGGUCAUCUUCAUCAACACCCGGAGGAAGGUGGACUGGCUGACGGAGAAGAUGCACGCCCGGGACUUCACCGUCUCGGCCAUGCACGGGGACAUGGACCAGAAGGAGCGUGACGUCAUCAUGAGGGAGUUCCGCUCCGGAUCCAGCCGGGUCCUGAUCACUACUGAUUUGCUGGCAGGUGCCAAAGUCCAGGUGAUACGACCUCUGGCAGGUGUCCCAGCCCUGGCGAAAGGGGAGGAUCGGUUCCAAGGGUCGAACCCAUUCCGGUAG